UCUAUGAUGUUUGUAUUGGCAAUGGGGAUCGUAACAUGCUCUGCCACAGCAUUACUUCAUACGUGUCUGACUGCCAGAAUUUUGGAGUUGUAAUCCAAAACUGGAGAACACAACAAUUCUGUCCCCUGUCAUGUCCUGCCAACAGCCACUAUGAAACCUGUGCUCAGAUUUGUGGAAAACCCUGUCCUGGUCUUACCGACAUCAUCACCUGCGAAACAGACACCUGCGCAGAAGCAUGCGCUUGCGACUCUGGUUUCUAUUUUAGCGGAACAAACUGCGUUAAUGCAAAUCAAUGCGGCUGUUACGAAAACGGAAUAUAUCAAAAUAUUGGCGAAACCAUUAUUUCAGACGACUGCAAUGAAAUUAGGACCUGCCUCGCCACCGGUGAAGUGAAGCACGAGGCGAUGGCCUGCAAGAGCAACGAGGUCUGUCAGGAUAGAAACGGCAUCCAUGGAUGUUACCCGAGUCAGUGUGUUUUGGGAGUCGGAGGUGUCUUCACCUUCUACAGCGGUGGAAUCGGCCAAAUCACGGCUGCAGGAGCCUAUGAGAUCGUGAGAGUGUGCAAUGGCAUUCUGCAGUUCGAAUGGUUCCGGGUGGUGGCGGAUGUACAGAUUUGUGCAACAGGUGGAACUCCCAUAACAGCAGCAGUGUAUGUUUUCUUUGAUGACCUUGUCAUUACUAUCAACAGCAAACAGGAGAUUUGGUUUAACGGCAUGAAGAUCAACAAACAUCACUACACUCUCCGGGAUGGUGUUCUUGUGAAGAUUGAGAAGGAUGUUGUCAUCAUUCAGAAGUUUGGGAUCACAGUGUCUUACAGCAUCAAACAAGAGCUGUCAGUGUCUGUGGGAAAAUACCUGUCAAACAGAAUAUGUGGGGCCUGUGGAGAACUCACUGCGAUCCCAAAAGGUGCCACUUUCCAGGCACAACUGGACACAUACAGAGCUCCCGACUUCCCCCGCUGCUACUGAAGUCCUUUGUCUCCAUUCAAGCAUACUACAAGAAUACAUAAGAAGAUACAAGGCACGCAUCAACU
Molecule: messenger RNA, 1033 nt
Organism: Triplophysa dalaica
Lineage: Eukaryota; Metazoa; Chordata; Actinopteri; Cypriniformes; Nemacheilidae
Product: IgGFc-binding protein-like
Exons: 5
Coding region: 36-968 (310 amino acids)
Source: RefSeq, a predicted model, not a curated record